AUGAAGCUAUUAAUUCCGCGAUGUGAUACUUCACCAAAGCCAAUCCUCAAUCCGCUUUACAAUCUACUUCCCCAGACUCAAAACCCUAAUCGAAUCGUCAAUGUCAUCUGUUCAACUCUCAAUCAGCGUGAUUUCGUCUUAUCUAACCUUCAGGGCGAGGUAAAAUCGCUGAUUCCUCAUUUGGGCGACCGCGAGAUUUCUAGGGUUUUGCUAAGGUUUCAAUCAGAUGCUUCUCGAGCUCUCGCGUUCUUCACUUGGGUGAAAUUCGAUUUGGGUAAGAGACCAAAUGUUGGUAACUACUGUUUGUUGCUACACGUCCUUGCUUGGUCAAAAAAGUUUCCUUUGGCUAUGCAAUUCCUCUGUGAAAUGAUUGAGUUAGUCACGGAAUCGCCAUCUAAGAAAGAUGAAGAUGAAGAAGAUGUAUUCAAUGUUUUAGUUUCCUCUACUGAUGAAUGCAAUUGGGAUCCCGUUGUUUUCGAUAUGCUCGUCAAGGGUUACCUGAAAUUAGGUUUGGUGGAAGAAGGCUUCUCUGCGUUUCGAAAAGUGAUUGAUUCAGGUUUUCGAGUCAGUGUCGUCACUUGUAAUCAUCUCUUGAAUGGUUUGCUGAAACUUGAUCUGAUGGAGGAUUGUUGGCAAGUGUACCGCGUGAUGUGCAGAGUCGGGAUCCAUCCCAACACGCACACCUUCAACAUUCUUACCAACGUCUUCUGCAACGACUCGAAUUUCCAUCAAGUUGAUGACUUUUUGGAGAAGAUGGAAGAAGAAGGCUUUGAGCCUGAUUUGGUUACUUACAACACGUUAGUGAGUAGUUACUGCAGGAGAGGAAAGUUGAAAGAAGCGUUUUAUCUUUACAAGAUCAUGUAUCGGCGUCGCGUUGUGCCUGAUUUGGUUACCUACACAUCGCUUAUCAAAGGUCUUUGUAAAGAAGGGAGAGUCAGAGAAGCUCACCAGACUUUCCACAGGAUGAAAGACAGAGGAGUCACUCCUGAUUGUAUCUCCUACAACACUCUUAUCUAUGCUUAUUGCAAAGAAGGAACGAUGGAACAAUCGAAGAAGCUGUUACACGAGAUGCUUGGGAAUAGCGUUGUUCCGGAUAGGUUUACAGUUAAGAUUAUAGUUGAAGGGUUUGUGAGAGAAAGACGGUUACUCGCAGCUGUAAACUUUGUUGUGGAGCUUACGAGGUUAAAGGUUAAAACUCCAUUUGAAGUUUGCAGCUUUCUGAUAGAAAGUUUAUGCCGGGAAGGGAAACCAUUUGCAGCAAAGCAUCUGUUGGAAAGAGUCAGCGAAGAGGAAGGUCACGAGGCUAAACCAGAGACUUACAGUAACUUAAUCGAGUCUUUGUCACGUUGCGAUGCUAUCGAAGAGGCGUUGCUUCUCAAAGAGAAACUCGCUAGCCAGAAUCAAGUUCUUGAUGGCAAGACAUACCAAGCUCUUAUCGUCUGCUUGUGUAGGAUUGGUAGGAACCGUGAAGCAGAGUCUUUGAUGUUGGAAAUGAUUGGUUGUGAAGUGAAACCGGAUUCUUGUAUAUGCGAGGCUCUUGUUAAUGGAUACUGCAAGGAAUCGGAUUUCGCUAAAGCUGAGAGUUUAUUGAGUUUCUUUGCUAUGGAGUUUAGAAUAUUCGACAUAGAGAGUUACAAUUCGCUUGUUAAAGCGAUCUGUGAUACGGGAAGUGGAUAUGAGAAGGUGUUAGAGCUUCAGGAAAGGUUGCAGAGAGUUGGGUUCGUUCCAAACAGCUUAAGUUGUAAGUACAUGAUCCAAGGCUUGAAACCAACGAGACGGUUUGAUGUAAGAGACUUAAACCGGUGGUUUUGUAAUAAGACGAAAUCAGAAUAUCCAAAAUUUCUGAUCACAGCUUCAAAAGAUAAGGGCUUAUAACAGUUGAAGAUGCGAGAGAGGGAGGGAGAGGGAGAGAGAGAGAGAGAGCUAAAAGCCAACUAUGAGAGAUGAUACAAGCAAAUGUGUAUUCAUGUUCAAAGCACAGAUUUUUGAAUCGGCGGAGAUUUUUGCGCCGACUUAGUUUUGUUCAAAAGCGAUCUUCGUCUCCGUUGUAUGAUUCUUGGAGUUUAGAUGGCAAAUGUUUCAUCACUGAUUGAUUCUAUAGCCUCUUGCGUCUCCAUUUUCAAAUGUCGUUUGCUUCAUUGUAGAGCAGUGAAGACUGUGAGCUACCGCCAUGGAUUCAUUGGGGACCAGCUUGUUGGAUGUUACUUGAGACUCGGUCAUGAAUUUUGCGCAGAGAAGCUGUUCGACGAAAUGCCUGACAGAGAUUUAGUCUCCUGGAACUCUUUGAUUUCUGGGUAUUCAGGGAGAGGGUAUUUGGGAAAAUGUCUUGAGGCUUUAGCUAAGAUGAGAUCCGAGGUGGGUUUUAGUUUUAAACCCAAUGAAGUUACGUUUCUGUCGAUUAUCUCUGCUUGUGUUCAUGGGAGAAGUAGAGAAGAAGGACGUUGCAUUCAUGGGUUGGUGAUGAAAUCAGGUUUUCUUGAGGAAGUGAAAGUUGUGAAUGCUCUUAUCAAUUGGUAUGGAAAGACUGGAGAUUUGAGUUCAUCAUGCAGAUUGUUUGAGGAUUCAAGUGUAAAGAAUCUGGUCUCAUGGAACACGAUGAUUGUGACUCACUCGCAAAAUGGAUUAGCUGAAGAAAGUCUGGGUUACUUCAACAUGAGCAGAAGUGUUGGAAAUAAGCCUGAUCAAGCUGCUUUCUUGGCUGUUCUCCGUGUCUGUGAAUCCAUUGGGUCAGUCAAAUUGGCUCAAGGAGUUCACGGGAUGAUCUUGUUCAGCGGGUUUAACGCGAACAAGUGUAUAACUACGGCUUUAUUAGAUUUGUAUGCAAAACUUGGUAGGUUAGAGGAUUCGUCUACGGUUUUUCUGGAGAUUGCUUCUCCAGAUAGCAUGGCGUGGACAGCAAUGCUUGCUGCUUACGCCACUCAUGGUUAUGGAAGAGACGCAAUAAAGCAUUUUGAGCUCAUGGUUGGCUCUGGUAUUAGUCCUGAUCAUGUGACCUUCACACACUUGUUGAAUGCUUGUAGUCACUCAGGUCUUGUCCAAGAAGGGAAGCGUUAUUUCGAGACAAUGUCGAAAAGAUACAGAAUCGAGCCGAGGUUAGAUCAUUACUCAUGUAUGGUUGACCUCAUGGGUCGAUCAGGGUUUCUUCAGGAAGCUUAUGGGUUGAUCAAAGAUAUGCCAAUGGAACCGAGCUCUGGUGUUUGGGGAGCUUUGCUUGGUGCUUGUAGGGUUUACGGAGAUGUCAAACUCGGUAAAGAAGCUGCAGAGAGAUUGUUUGAGUUAGAGCCUUGUGAUGGUAGAAACUACAUAAUGCUAUCGAACAUCUAUUCAGCUUCUGGUCAAUGGAAAGAUGCUUCGAGAAUAAGGAAUCUGAUGAAACAGAAAGGUCUGGUGAGAGCUUCAGGGUGUAGCUACAUUGAACAUGGUAAUAAGAUUCAUAAGUUUGUUGUUGGAGAUUGGUCUCAUCCUGAAUCAGAGAAGAUACAGAAGAAGCUUAAAGAGAUUAGAAAGAAGAUGAAGAAGGAAUUGGGAUUUAAAUCAAGAACAGAGUUUGUGUUACAUGAUGUGGAUGAAGAUGUGAAAGAGGAGAUGAUCAAUCAACAUAGCGAGAAAAUUGCAAUGGCGUUUGGGAUAUUGGUGAUUAGUCCAAUGGAGCCAAUAAUCAUAAGGAAGAAUCUUAGGAUAUGUGGAGAUUGUCAUGAAACAGCUAAAGCAAUGUCUUUGAUGGAGAAAAGGAGAAUCAUAAUUAGAGAUUCUAAGAGGUUUCAUCAUUUCUCAGAAGGUUCUUGCUCUUGCAGAGAUUAUUGGUAGUUUCUCAGUUUCUCAUCCUUUUUUUAACUGUAUAUGAAGAAUUGGCUAAUUGCAUACACAUUAUAAACCUCCAUUAUAUUAGAACUAAAAAA
Thlaspi arvense is the source of this 3899-nucleotide messenger RNA. The record is from the annotation of a GenBank genome assembly. NCBI's taxonomy places the organism in Eukaryota, Viridiplantae, Streptophyta, Magnoliopsida, Brassicales, Brassicaceae.